Molecule: messenger RNA, 1362 nt
Organism: Penicillium cosmopolitanum
Lineage: Eukaryota; Fungi; Ascomycota; Eurotiomycetes; Eurotiales; Aspergillaceae
Exons: 1
Coding region: 1-1362 (453 amino acids)
Molecular function (GO): oxidoreductase activity
Source: RefSeq, a predicted model, not a curated record
AUGUCCGUCUCAAAAGAUGACCUGAGGGCGAAAUUUGCCUCCGCGCUUUCAAACAUGUAUCGGAAUGAAGUUCCACAAUACGGUACACUUUUGGAUCUUGUAUCUGAUAUCAACAAUCGCGAUUCCAAGGAAAUAAGUGACCCAGUUCAGCGACGGAUGGAGGUCGAGCGUCAUGGUGCCAUCCGUUUGGGCAAACCCGAAGAACUAGCUACCAUGCGACGGCUUUUCGCGCUAAUGGGGAUGCAGCCCGUUGGCUACUAUGAUCUGACAGCAGCUGGGCUUCCGGUGCAUGCAACCUGCUUUCGAUCUGUCUCACCCAUUAGUCUCUCCAAAAACCCUUUUCGGGUCUUCACAUCAUUGUUGCGCAUGGACAUGAUCACCGAUGAGGCGAUUCGUUUUCGUGCUGAGAACAUUCUUAGUGGCCGAAAAAUAUUCACAUCACGCUGUUUGGACUUAAUCAAAGAGUUAGAACACCAGGAUAGCUACUCAAGCGAAAAGGCCAAGCAACUGCUUCAAGAGGCACUUGAAACUUUCCGUUGGCACAAGUCAACAGCAGUGGACAGCGACACCUACCAGACUUUCCAAGACGCCCACCCACUAGUUGCAGAUAUUGUUUGCUUCCGCGGUCCACAUAUCAACCAUUUGACUCCCCGUGUGAGGGAUAUCGAGGCCGCCCAAGUCGAAAUGCGACGACGUGGACUCUGUCCCAAAGAUAACAUUGAGGGACCUCCCCUAAUGAAAUGGCCAAUACUUCUCCGUCAGACCAGUUUCCUAGCUCUGGAAGAAAAUAUCAACUUUUCCGAUGGAAGCGAGACUAACGGAAAGCACAAAGCCCGAUUUGGAGAAAUUGAGCAAAGAGGAAUGGCAUUGACGCCAAAGGGUCGUCGCCUUUACGACCAGUUGAUGGAACAUUUUAACAAGAGGCUUGGCGAUAUGUCAUCUGAAGAGAAGGCCACCUCCGAAUUUGCUAGCAACCUUCUACAUCAACAAUUCUCCGACUUCCCGGAUAAUUUGGAAACCAUUUGUCGUGAAGGACUAGCUUACUUCCACUAUCAUGUUGCCAAUCCUCAAACUGCUGCCGAAACGAGGGGUGAUAUCGACGCUCUGAUUCGAAAUGGCACUAUUGGAAUUGAGCCCAUCACUUACGAAGAUUUCUUGCCUAUCAGUGCGGCUGGAAUUUUCCGCUCCAAUAUCGGCUCAGCGUGCGCUAAGAGCCAGAAUACCGGCAAUGCGGAUAAAGACGCCUUCGAACGAGGACUUGGGUGCCACGUUCAAAAUGAAUUCCAGCUUUACGAGGAAAUCCAAAAAGAAAGUCUUGCAAAAUGCUUGGAGGAACUAAGAAUUAUGCCCUCGGCUGUUUAA